CCACAGGAGAUGACCAGAGACUGCAGACAUAGUACAGGAGAUGACCAGAGACUGCAGACACAGUACAGGAGAUGACCAGAGACUGCGGACACAGUACAGGAAAUGACCAGAGACUGCGGACACAGUACAGGAAAUGACCAGAGACUGCGGACACAGUACAGGAGAUGACCAGAGACUGCGGACACAGUACAGGAAAUGACCAGAGACUGCGGACAGUACAGGAGAUGACCAGAGACUGCGGACACAGUACAGGAGAUGACCAGAGACUGCGGACACAGUACAGGAGAUGACCAGAGACUGCGGACACAGUACAGG
This is a messenger RNA of Staurois parvus, 315 nucleotides long. NCBI's taxonomy places the organism in Eukaryota, Metazoa, Chordata, Amphibia, Anura, Ranidae. The record is from the annotation of a GenBank genome assembly.